Molecule: messenger RNA, 852 nt
Organism: Perca fluviatilis (European perch)
Lineage: Eukaryota; Metazoa; Chordata; Actinopteri; Perciformes; Percidae
Gene: sst5
Product: somatostatin 5
Exons: 2
Coding region: 334-645 (103 amino acids)
Biological process (GO): regulation of cell migration
Cellular component (GO): extracellular region
Molecular function (GO): hormone activity
Source: RefSeq, a predicted model, not a curated record
GUUUUGUUGGAUUUGUUUUCUCCAUGUCGUUGUGGCUAAUGAUGACCUUAUCCUGUCCGGUGACACUUCUGUUCAUCAUACACCUCCUCAUUCCCUCGCCACCAAUCACAUCCUUGUGUUAGCUUGAGGAUGAGGAGGAUUUGAAGAUGAAGAGGCCUAUUUAUCAGCUCAACACAGCCUACUCAGACAGUGAUAUCGUUCAGCUCUUCCACCGUCUCACUUUCCGAUUGGUUAUACUUUGGACUUUUGCAGCGUUGCACAUCCAGUACAGUGUUGAAAAGAGAAUCAGGGAAUAUAAGAGUUCUUUUUUUUUUUUUGCAGUUUGAGGUGGAGAUGCUUCGCUCUCAGGUGCAGGUUGUUCUUGUGGCCUUGUUUUCCUCGGUGCUGCUGGUGCAGGUCAGCGGCGCUCCAAGCAGAGAAAUGCUGACACUGAGAGCAGACCUCAUAAAAAACAAGGAUCUUGCUCACUUGCUCUUGCUGAAGUUUGUGUCUGAACUGAUGGCAGCGAGAGGAGACGAGAUGCUCCCCGAGCUGGAGCAGGAGGGAGACAGGGAGGAGCUAGUGCGGCGACAUCUCCCCCUCUCCCAAAGAGAGCGCAAGGCAGGCUGCCGCAACUUCUUCUGGAAGACGUUUACCUCGUGUUAACAUAAGAAAAGAGCUGUUCAAGCUGGAGUACUUUUUGUUUUGUAAAUGUACUUUUAAAAGACAAAUUAAUCUUGUUUGCACACGUUGUUGUAACUGGAUCAUUUACUGUGAGUUACCAAGUAUCUAGGUGUAUUGGAAAUUGUGCUAAAGUUGUAUGUGUUGAGAUUGUACACAAUGUCUAAAAUAAAGUUUUCUGAUUUUAAAGGG